Molecule: messenger RNA, 2347 nt
Organism: Pyrus x bretschneideri (Chinese white pear)
Lineage: Eukaryota; Viridiplantae; Streptophyta; Magnoliopsida; Rosales; Rosaceae
Product: protein FAR1-RELATED SEQUENCE 6
Exons: 2
Coding region: 192-2195 (667 amino acids)
Biological process (GO): regulation of DNA-templated transcription
Molecular function (GO): zinc ion binding
Source: RefSeq, a predicted model, not a curated record
AGACUUGAGAUGAAGGGGAGACCCAAGUGUAAGAAAACGAAAUGCAGGGGAAACCGAACCCCAGAAACAAAAUUCUCCUUCGCUUCGACCAGUGAAAAAAGAAGCAGAGUAAUUCAGCGCUCUUGUUACAGGCGGACCGGCGAAACCGUUGGCUCGCGGGUUUGUGGAUCUUCUCUUUCCGGUCCGAACCCAUGGAAGUAGCCUCUCUUGACAGCGAGCAAGUACCGGAUGGUGAGUGCAAUGAGAUCGUAACUGAUGGAGAUGGUGUUUUGACCGAAUCAGAUGUUCAAAAUGGUGUCACUGAAGGAAGAAAGGAAUUUGUUGCACCUGCAGUGGGAAUGGAGUUUGAGUCUUAUGAUGAUGCUUAUAAUUAUUACAACUGCUAUGCUAAGGAAGUGGGAUUUCGCGUUAGAGUGAAGAAUUCGUGGUUUAAGAGGAACAGCAGAGAGAAGUAUGGUGCCGUGCUUUGUUGCAGCAGCCAGGGUUUCAAAAGAAUUAAAGAUGUGAACCGUUUGAGAAAGGAAACAAGAACUGGAUGCCCUGCAAUGAUAAGGAUGAGAUUAGUGGACUCCAAAAGGUGGAGGAUACUAGAAGUUACACUUGAGCAUAACCACUUGUUAGGUGCUAAAAUGUACAAAUCAAUUAACAAGAUGGGAAGCGGAACUAAAAGGAAGUCACAGUCAAGUUCAGAUGCAGAAAAACGAACAAUUAAGUUGUACCGAGCACUUGUAAUAGAUUCAGGGGGCAAUGGGACCUCAAAUUCGAAUAUAGCAGAUGUCAGGACUUUUUCUGAUCAUCCGGAUCAGUUGAACCUUAGAAAAGGUGAUACACAAGCAAUCUAUAAUUACCUUUGCCGAAUGCAGUUGACCAAUCCUAACUUCUUUUACUUGAUGGAUUUUAAUGAUGACGGGCUGCUAAGGAAUGUGUUCUGGAUUGACGCUAGGUGCAGGGCAGCAUGUGGUUAUUUUGGUGAUGUGAUAUACUUUGACAACACAUAUUUGUCAAACAAGUAUGACAUCCCACUUGUGGCGUUUGUAGGGAUCAAUCACCAUGGCCAGGCAGUAUUGCUUGGUUGUGCUCUACUUGCUGGGGAGACGACGGAAUCUUAUACUUGGUUGUUCAAAGCUUGGCUUACAUGUGUAUCAGGACAUUCUCCACAAACAAUUAUUACUGACAGGUGCAAGGCUUUGCAGAGUGCAAUUGCAGAGGCAUUUCCAAGAUGUCAUCAUCGUUUUGGUUUAUCACACAUCAUGAAGAAGGUUCCAGAAAAACUGGGAGGGUUGCGCAACUAUGAUGCCAUCAGGAAGGCAUUGACUAAAGCAGUUUAUGAAACUCUGAAGGUGAUCGAAUUCGAAGCAGCCUGGGGGUUCAUGAUUCAGCGUUUUGGAGUCGGUGAUCAUGAGUGGCUUCGAUCUUUAUAUGAAGAACGGUUUUGGUGGGCUCCGGUUUAUUUGAAAGAGACGUUUUUUGCUGGAAUGGCGGCUGCACGUCCAGGUGAAGCCUUAAGUCCAUUUUUUGACAGAUAUGUACACAAACAAACUCCACUGAAAGAAUUUCUUGAUAAGUAUGAACUGGCUCUCCAAAAGAAGCAUAAGGACGAAGCUCUUGCAGAUAUCGAGUCAAGAAGCACGAGUCCCACAUUGAAAACAAGAUGUUCCUUUGAGUUACAGCUUUCAAAAGUUUACACUAGAGAAAUAUUCGAGAAGUUCCAAUUUGAAGUGGAGGAGAUGUAUUCUUGUCUUAGCACCACACAGUUACAUGUUGAUGGGCCAAUCAUAAUAUUCUUGGUCAAGGAGCGUGUUGUCGUUGAGGGAAGUAGGCGAGAGAUAAGAGAUUAUGAAGUCCUGUACAACAGAACAGCCGGUGAGGUUCGUUGCAUUUGCAGCUGCUUUAACUUUUACGGGUAUUUAUGUCGGCAUGCAUUGUGUGUGCUUAAUUAUAACGGGGUAGAGGAGAUCCCUUCGAAGUACAUUUUGCCGCGAUGGAAGAAGGAUUACAAGCGUUUAUAUAUUCCAGAUCAAGGGUCCAGUAAUGCUGACGCCACUGAUCGCGUGCAAUGGUUCAAUCAGUUGUAUAGAAGUGCCUUGCACAUUGUAGAGGAAGGUGUGAUUUCUCUUGACCAUUACAAAGUAGCAUUGCAAGCAUUCGAAGAGUCGUUGGAUCGGGUUCAUGUUGUAGAAGACAAGCAUGAAUAAAUUACCUGUAAUGUUAAAGGUUCGAAUUUUAUGGAAGUAGAAGGGGUAAAUGUAGGGUUAUUUUCCUCCUCUGUUCCUUAACCUGUUUAUGCAGUUGUAGAUUCACCCUUGUUUAGGAUUGUACAGUGAUUGUCAAAGCGAUUUUGCACAUA